Molecule: messenger RNA, 1148 nt
Organism: Pocillopora verrucosa
Lineage: Eukaryota; Metazoa; Cnidaria; Anthozoa; Scleractinia; Pocilloporidae
Product: ectin
Source: RefSeq, a predicted model, not a curated record
AGCAAUUCAGUUAUUUGCAUUUUUGUGACGCCUUCCUGAAGCCUGGAGUAGCCAUCAUGAGCUGGCCUUUCAUUUUCCUGAUAAUUCAUGCAACAUAUGCCGCGAAUGAAUUUACAAUCCAAGGAAACGGUUCAUAUGAAGCUGGGAAAUUAAAAGUAGACCUUCACCUUGAGUCGAAUUUGAGCUUAACAGCUAAGACAACUGUUCCCCCAACUUCAGUGGUGAAAACUCUUGCUCCUACUAUAAACGCGACAACAACUCCUCCAUCUGAAACAAUUCCCCCCUCUACGCUACCUUCAACACCGGUUCCUACCGUAAAUUCUACGACGAUUGGGUCCGUGACAGGGAACCCACCGACACCUACACCAACAACAACAAGCGCAACAGUGAAUGUCACUACCCCAACACAUGUACCAGAGUAUCUUGAUGGAAAACUUUCAACAAACUCCGAGCCAUUUUCAGCUUUAGAUCGUACAGCCCUAGAGCUUCACAAUUACUAUCGUUCUAUCCACGAGGCGCCUCUCCUGACCCUCGAUACAAACCUCCGAAAAGAUGCUCAAGAAUAUGCUCUCAAAGUUGCUAGAAGUCAAAUGCUACGCCCAGAACAAAAUUUUGUACUCAAUUCUAAAAACGAAGGUGAAAACCUGGGAUUUAGAUGCUCGACAACACGACCUGAUCCUGGAAAAUCUUUGAGACAGAUAAUGAAGCGAUGGUAUGACGAAGGUUGCCAAUACAACUUUCAAGCACCAUCGACAGAUAAGUAUUCCUUCAGACAUUUUACACAAAUGACGUGGAAUGGAAGCAGAAGGCUGGGCGUUGGCAUCACCUAUGGGAAAAUCAACAAUCUGCAUUGCCUGUAUUUCGUCGCACGUUACAGACCCCGCGGAAACCUGGGAAACAAGCUCAUAUAUAUCAAUAACGUGAAGAAAGGAGUUUUUGAUUCGUCUUUUUGCAGACCAAUAGCAAAUCAAUUGCCUAACCAAGAAGUUAUUUUGAAAGAAUAAUCUGAAAUUAAUUUUACGUGUACAAAACAAACGAGAAGAAAACUUUAAUUUUUCUUUAACAUAUGCUAAAUAUGUAUUUAUGGGAAGUGUGUUAUGACUUGGAACAGAGUAAUUAAGGACAUCUCGGUUUCAAUACUGAUACGU